AUGAACUUACCGUUGCCGAUUUCAGAUUCGCAGCACUUGCAGGCUCCCAUUUUCCACCGUGAGGAUCAUCGUAUCCACCUCUUGAUCUUAGCCUUGGAUUACGCCAACAGCUCACAACGUUUGCCCAGCGUCAGCGAUGCCAAACACAUCGAGGAUUUGGCAAGACAAUGUGGAGUCCACGAGGUGGUAACCCUCUACAACCACCAAUGCGCCAAAGAUGCGGUGCGGAAAGCCAUCAAGACCGCAGGGUCCAGGUGUGAUGUCAAUGACUAUUUCAUCCUGUACUACGAAGGCCAUGGCACCGUCCUACGAGACCCGGACUUUCAGGGUACGCAUGACGAAGCCUUCGUCUUGGUGGAUCCCAGCGGCAAGGCUGACUGGUCGCGGGUCUUUUUGGGGGAGAUACGUGGAAGGCACAGAAGCUUGUGA
Messenger RNA from Durusdinium trenchii, 429 nucleotides. The record is from the annotation of a GenBank genome assembly. NCBI's taxonomy places the organism in Eukaryota, Dinophyceae, Suessiales, Symbiodiniaceae.